AUGGAAAAGGGAGAUGAUAUGCAUAGCUAUGACCCAGGUCCAAAUGCCUCGUGUCUGGACAAUGCAUCAUCACUUAAAGUCGUGGCCGAGGCUGUUCAGCAGGUGAUGAAGAAGAGGGACACUCAGCACUUUGGGAGAGUGUUGGAGUUCUUGGAAUUACUCCAUGAGCAGGUGCCCGAUCUGCUGUGUUACAGACAUCAUGCCAAGCUGAGCUUAGGUGUAAAAGGAAAGAUGGUGCUUGACAUGGUUGAGAAGAACUGCUCCUUGUUGGAUGUCCUCAAAGCUCUAAACCGUCAUUUCCCUGUUGUGUAUCCUGACGAUCCAAGAGCAACGCGUCGAGAUCUCUUGAAAGUGCAUCAGUGUAACACGCACUUCCGCAGAUUAGUCCUUUGCAUGAUGCGGGAUGAGAAAUUCCGUAAGAACUAUAUGGAGAACGAGCUACAAAAUGAAUACGGGGAAAACUUUAUGACCGCUCUGGAGAAACUCCUAGAGGAGCUUCUUCAGCGUCUGCAGGCCGUCCUCGCCCACCAGGUCUCGGAAAGUGUGGCUAAAACGGCACACAAAGAGACAUCUGGUGUAGAGACAGACAAUGGUUCGAUGGGUCCAGCACCCCAACCUCUCCAGGAAAACUGUUCACAGCAGCAGGAUGAUCCAUAUGCUUCAAACAUCCCCAACACGAUUUCUUCUGAGGAUUCGGCAUUAAUGAAAAAUGUUCUGUCAAACGAGAGUGGUUCUGCAGAAACAGAGAAGAGCCAGCGGGUUCUACAAGCGCAGCGCGAGAUCGGGCAGAGCUCCGCGCAGCAUCAGUCCUGCCGAAAAGGUUCCCAGACGUGGAGACGCAGUGAAGCCUCUAAGAAAACUACGGAAGAAAGUCGCUGUUCAGAGAAGACGGUUACAGCUGAAAGGAGGCUAGAUACAGAUCUCCCCGUUUAUGAUUCUGGGGGCAGAGAUGAUCAUUCUUUGCACAGAAGCCGUCCGGUGUUUGAUAUUUUUGGCCUGGACUGCAGUGUAGACUUGGAUGUAGAUCACUUUACAAGUCAUUCUCCGCCAAACCCGUUUCAGUCGCAGGAAACUGGCGCCCUCCUGGAAAGGCAUCCUGUGCUGGCAGCGGUACGUGGAACGCAGGUAUGUGAAGGAGCGCAUGGGUUACAGCCAGAAAGCAACGUUUUUAUCCCACCCAGAGUUGCAUAUGUCUCCAAAACCACCCAAACAGACCAUGGAACUGCCACAAGUAUGGUUCAGGUCAAGAAAACCCCACACGAUGAAAGGUAUUUGGACAGGAGGACCCCAAGAACCAACGAUGUUAGGCGUUUGGAUGUUACUGGGCCACUGGUAAGGCAUCCAAUGUCAUGGAAAUACCAACCAGUGGUUCAGUUAACAAGAUUACCUCCGGCGGUCAUCAAUGCACAGACCAGAUGCCAGGACUUUGCUAAACCUGCAACAAGUGAGUCUUCUGAGGAGGACUCACAAGCCACCAACUGGACAGACACUGAGAGCUGGCGAGGGACCUGCUCGGUUUCCACCGACAAUCUCAGCAGUGAUCCUGAUUAUGACCCUGGAUGUCUUUACUGAGACCAACUACGUGUGUUGCAGCACAAGUGCGUCGUGCGCGAGGAGAUCGAAGUAAGCUACUAUUCCACAUGUGAAAAAGUUUAGAAUUCUAUUUCUAAUUCUCCCUGCUCGGGAUAGUCUGUGGCCGGCCAUGCGGUACAGAAAUAUCACGUGGACAGCAAAUCUUGAUUGUAUCUGCUUUGUUUACCGACAUGGUCAUCUUCAAAGGGCUGAUAAGGGAACCCCGGGUAGCGUUCUGUAUCCCCGCGGCUGCGUGAGAGCUGUGUUGUUGCUUUCUACUCCCAGCGUGGUCUCCUUUGCAUUGGGAAUGAGAUGCCGCCGGGAUCAUGUUGCAACCUCCAUGUGGUUAUUGGGAAAUGGAUUAUUUUUUUGUACAGCAGGGAGGCAGUACAACGUGUUCUUGUUUUAUGUGUACACUAACCUCGCUAUUUAGUCCAAGUGAUCUGACUACAGGCUGGUGCCCCCGACGUGAGGCUCGCAGGGGGAAGAGCUCGACAUCUGCCGGCAGGACAAACAACAGUCAGCGUUUCCCAGAUCGGCCCAAAAUAUAUGUGCUGCAAACUAUAGGAAGCCACCUGAACGCUAGAUAUGAUGAACGCAUAACGGGCUAGACUUUAAAAGCCGUGGAGAAGCACGGGCGCUUGAA
Messenger RNA from Spea bombifrons (plains spadefoot toad), 2218 nucleotides. RefSeq lists its product as uncharacterized. The record is from RefSeq and is a predicted model, not a curated record. The transcript has 7 exons. Lineage: Eukaryota; Metazoa; Chordata; Amphibia; Anura; Pelobatidae. Gene Ontology annotation, cellular component: shelterin complex. Gene Ontology annotation, molecular function: telomeric repeat DNA binding. The coding region runs from base 1 to 1572 and encodes 523 amino acids. Gene Ontology annotation, biological process: telomere capping; regulation of telomere maintenance via telomere lengthening.